Tachysurus fulvidraco (yellow catfish) is the source of this 1343-nucleotide messenger RNA. RefSeq lists its product as uncharacterized. The coding region runs from base 240 to 884 and encodes 214 amino acids. The transcript is spliced from 3 exons. NCBI's taxonomy places the organism in Eukaryota, Metazoa, Chordata, Actinopteri, Siluriformes, Bagridae. The record is from RefSeq and is a predicted model, not a curated record.
AUGCAGCUUAGUCAGUGACCUCCGACUGGAGGAAGUAAACAAACUGUGCUUUCAUCUGUAGGAAUAGGAUAUUUAUUGGAAUACGAGGAAAAUCUGAAGGAAUUUGAAAAUUAAUACGACAUUUAUUUUAGUUGCCGCGUCUAAACGGUGCUGGUGUUAAAGCUGCACAUAGAUGAUUAGAGAGAUUGUUAGGAUUUAAUGUGAAACUCGUUCUGUGGAGAUUGUAAACAAACACUACAAUGAGUUUCCCCUUAAACGCGUCUUUCCUAAACACAAGCGAAGCCUCUGUUAUCGAGUCUGCAGUCAGAACGGCGGUCAUGUCCAUCCUGAAGGUUUUCUGUGAGCUGAAUGACAAGAGGUCGAGGUGCUAUGAGGAGAAGUUAACCGAGGCGCAAAGACAAAACACGGCGCUGAAGAUCCAGUUAAAAGCAGCCGAGCAGGAGCUUCACACCUUACGACAGAUCUCUACUGACUACAGCAUCUCAGCUGAGGUGACCUUCAGUGAAGAACCGGCGUCUUUACAGAGUGUAUCAGAGUCGAGCGACUCUGUCGUGGUGUUAAAGGAAGAAGAGCCUUUUUACCAGAGCGAGAUGUUUAUAAAGAGUGAAAUGUCAGAGGAAUAUAAUGCAGUGAACUUUGAAAACGCGCAAAACUGCCAACAAACUGCGCAAAUCCAGACAUACGGGACCACCAUCAUCAACAACAACAACGACAUUAGCCACGCCCACUUAAUCAAUCCAGAUCCAGUUUUAACCGGAUCUAAGACAAAAAGACUGACACGGUACGAGAAUGUGAGAAGAUACAGAGAAAGGAUACGUGCUGAUCCUGUUAAAUACCUCGCCUGGAAGGAGAAGAACCACCUGAGAGCGAGGAGCGAAGAAUGAGGAAAUGAAAUGAGAAGUAUGCACUUCUUUGACGUGUGUAUUUGUAAAUCAUUCAGGUAUCUGCAGAACAGAAAGACCAUUAAUGAACUUCCUGAGUCCAUGAAGAAUCUUCAGAGAAAGGCCUGGAGAGAGGCUACAAGGCGACACCGUGCAAAAAAACUGGCUCAAGCUGCUUUUUCUGCUACGUCCAUGUCACAAACAACCAGCCUAUGACCGGGACUAUUUUAUUUUAUAUUUUUUACCUUAGACUCAGUGCUCUAUGGGCAAAAUGUGUCCACUUAGUAUAUGUGUAUUUACGAUUAACUGUGUACUUGAGUUGAAUGAAAAUAGAUACCUGUGUGCUCACAAACCAGAUGUUUUAAAAUUGUCAGAUGUCUAUGGUUGUGUUGGUCCAAUGCACAUAAAGAAAAAGGUGUGUUUUAGGUAUAAUAUUGCUCAAAUAAAUUAACAUGUAUGUGA